Closterium sp. NIES-65 is the source of this 6567-nucleotide messenger RNA. Lineage: Eukaryota; Viridiplantae; Streptophyta; Zygnematophyceae; Desmidiales; Closteriaceae. The record is from the annotation of a GenBank genome assembly.
AUGGCCGACCACCAAAAUCAACCAUAUCGCCGAGCCUCCACUGGCGAACGGGUAACCUCUCCCGCCGCUUUCGCGGAGCUGUUCGUGGCGCCGCGGCCGUUCGCGGGGCGGCGGGGGAGGCGGCAGCUGGCAGCGUUGGCGUCGUGGGUGCGGCUGCAGCCCGGCGUGCGCGUGGUGCUGGUGGGGUCCCAUCCCACCUUCCACCGCGUCGCCGCGAGAUAUCCGGGACGAGUGGUGGUGGAGGAGGAUGUCGACACGAGCUUCGCCUCAGGCCGACCCUUAGCCAACAGCCUCUUUGCCCGCGCCCGAGCCUCCCGUGCAGGCUUGGCGAUUGUCCUAACCGACCCCAAGGCUGUGCUUAUGUCGAGCCUGAGUGUAGCUUUGGAGAAGACACGGGACGUGCAGGGAGACUGGCUACUGGUGGCAGGCGCGUGGAAGGUUGAAGUAGGAGGCUCGGCACGAGGCUCGGGAGUUGGUUCGGUUGAGUGGAGGAGGGUUGGGCCGGGUAGGGUGGCGGGGAGGGAAGAGAAUAGUGCAGAGAAGAAGGGUAUCAGUGAGGAGGAGUAUGCAUGGGUGGCAACCAGUGUAACAGGAGUGACACGUCAGCUGAGUAUGGAUGAGGCACUGAGUCAUCUCCAGUCAUCCUCCUUGCUCUCCCACUCGCCCUGCUCUCCCCCCAUCCUAUGGGCCUGGAAUGUAGGUCACACCCCCCUCCUCUCUGGCACCAUGCCUCCCUUCCGCCUGCUGCAGCCACACACAGAGAGGGGAGGAAGUGGGGGAGAGGGCGAGGGGUCAAGGGGGAAGGAAGGGCACAGAGGGCGAGAGGGCAAGGGCGGUCGUGAGGAGGGGCAGCAAAAGGAAAUGCUAGAUCCAAUGGCCGGCUCUCAAGCUCCAAGGAACGAGUCUACAGGCCAGGGGUUACCUGGUUACCACACACCUAGCCUUCACCGCGGCACACUAUCCUCAGUUCGCGGCGUGUGGCAGCAGUGGGUUCUGCACGAGUGCCUCUCCUCUCCGCUCCGCCUCGUGCUCGAUGCCUCCGCGCUGAAGCCCGUGCUGCUGCUGCCACCCGAAGGGGCUGCUGCUGUAGCGGAGGAGGGUAUAGGCGACUGGGAAGGAGAGGAGAAAGGGGGAGGAGGGGAGGAAGGGGAGGAGGGAGAGCGAGAGGUGAAGGGAGAGGAGGAGGGAGGUGUCGGAGUGGGUGAGGAGGAAGGAGAGGAAGAGCUGAAUGCCUACUUGGCUCUCUCCUACGGUUCCUUUCCCCUCUCACUCUCCUCUGUUCCUCCCGCCAACAGUCACUCACACAACAAGCACGGUUCCACCAAGGACAGCAGCAGCGCUGCACAGCAGCAACUGCUGCAACAGAGGCAGCAGCAGAGAGUGAGCCGUGGGCCGCGCGUGUCAGUUGGAGAUGUGCUGUGGGCCCUCGUCCCGUGUGCCCACCCUGGCGCUGCUGGGUUCUGCUUCCAGCCACGCGACAAGCAGCAGCUCCGGGGGAUGGUGGUGCCAGAAGGAGGAAGCGGGGGGUGGGAUGAGGGCGGGAGGGGUGAUGGGGGGGAGGGGUGGAGGUGCAUUGGGCGGGUUGAGAAGGAGGGGCUGUUGCAGGCAGCUGCAGCGUGGAGGCGAGAGGGGGCUGGGUUGAGGCGGAGGCGGGAAGCUAAGAGGAAGGAGGUGGAGUUUGGGGGGGAAGGCGAGGAGGGUGUGAGUGGAGGGGGAGGGGAUGGGGGUGAGAGAGGAGGGGCGGGCGGAGGUAGGAACGAGACUGGAGGGGCGGGUGGAGGGGCGGAUGGAGGGGCAGAGGUGGGGCCGCUUGUGUUUGAGAGAGUGGAGCAUGAUGAGGUGAUGCUGCGGGUGCUGCGACAGGUGGUGGGGAGAGGGACGGGAAUGAAGAGAGGGGAAGGCAGGGCGAGGGCGAGGGGGAGAGGCAUGCAAGAGGAUGACGGAUUGGGCGGAGAGGUGGCUGCAGCAGGAAGGAGAGGCAGCCGUAGGCAGAAGUCUGAAGCAGAAGGAAGAGAAGGGGCAAAAGGGAGAGAAGGGGCAAAAGGGAGAGAAGGGACAGAAGGGACAGGGGGGCCAGCAGGGGUCGAGGUGGCAGGUGCAGUGGAGGGGGACGAAGCGCGGACGGCGGUGCUGGCGGUGGUAGCAUCAAACUACAGGGAGGUGAUGAUGAGCUGGGUGUGCGGGCUGCGCCGCCUGCACGUGCACAACUACGUUAUAGCCGCCAUGGACAGGGAAACUUACGACUUUGCCCGCGAGCAGGGCCUCCCGGUGUUCCCCCACGCGUACGACGACGCGUUCGGCCGUGACGACUGCCACUUCGGCACGGACUGCUUCCUCAAUGUGACUAAAGUGAAGUCUCGGGCAGCCCUCCGCGUGUUACGGGCUGGUUACCACGUGCUGUUCAACGACGCGGAUAUCUAUUGGUUCGCGGAUGCGCGACCGAUAGUGAUGGGGUAUGGGCCAGGGCAUAUGGUGGUUCAGAGCGACAAUCACAAUGACACGGGCCCGGAUAAUGACUAUCGGCGGCUCAACUCAGGGUUUUAUUUCAUUCGCUCGGAGCCGAAGGCAUUGGCGGCUCUCGAGGCGGUGGUGGCGCAUGCAGCAGCAUCACCAAUAACAGAGCAGCCGAGUUUCUAUGAUGUGCUGUGUGGAGCUUCUUCUGAGUACACUGUGGGCGAUUCCCAGUGCGGUGCUGCAGGAGGUGCAGAAGGCGUGGAACUUAACAUUUGCCGGCUGGUUGCCUGGAGGGGACUGCGGGCUGCCAGCAUCACCUCCGUGCAAUUCUUCACGCUCAUGGGGCCGUCCUUCCCCACGGAUAGUGUCACGCGCCUUACUCGCCUCACAAAGCUGUCAGUGGAGUGUGUUCCGGGCGGUGUUGCAGAGAGCUUUCCUUCCACCAUAGCCAACUUCGCGCAGCUGACAAGACUGCACCUGCGGUGUGGCCCAGAAUCCAUCUACUGGCAGCUGCGGUGUGGCCCAGAAUCCAUCUACUGGCAGCUGCGGUGUGGCCCAGAAUCCAUCUACUGGCAGCUGCGGUGUGGCCGAGAAUCCAUCUACUGGCAGCUGCGGUGUGGCCCAGAAUCCAUCUAUUGGCAGCUGCGGUGUGGCCCAGAAUCCAUCUACUGGCAGCUGCGGUGUGGCCCAGAAUCCAUCUACUGGCAGCUGCGGUGUGGCCCAGAAUCCAUCUACUGGCAGCUGCGGUGUGGCCCAGAAUCCAUCUACUGGCAGCUGCGGUGUGGCCCAGAAUCCAUCUACUGGCAGCUGCGGUGUGGCCCAGAAUCCAUCUACUGGCAGCUGCGGUGUGGCCCAGAAUCCAUCUACUGGCAGCUGCGGUGUGGCCCAGAAUCCAUCUACUGGCAGCUGCGGUGUGGCCCAGAAUCCAUCUACUGGCAGCUGCGGUGUGGCUCAGAAUCCAUCUACUGGCAGCUGCGGUGUGGCCCAGAAUCCAUCUACUGGCAGCUGCGGUGUGGCCCAGAAUCCAUCUACUGGCAGCUGCGGUGUGGCCCAGAAUCCAUCUACUGGCAGCUGCGGUGUGGCCCAGAAUCCAUCUAUUGGCAGCUGCGGUGUGGCCCAGAAUCCAUCUACUGGCAGCUGCGGUGUGGCCCAGAAUCCAUCUACUGGCAGCUGCGGUGUGGCCCAGAAUCCAUCUACUGGCAGCUGCGGUGUGGCCCAGAAUCCAUCUACUGGCAGCUGCGGUGUGGCCCAGAAUCCAUCUACUGGCAGCUGCGGUGUGGCCCAGAAUCCAUCUACUGGCAGCUGCGGUGUGGCCCAGAAUCCAUCUACUGGCAGCUGCGGUGUGGCCCAGAAUCCAUCUACUGGCAGCUGCGGUGUGGCCCAGAAUCCAUCUACUGGCAGCUGCGGUGUGGCCCAGAAUCCAUCUACUGGCAGCUGCGGUGUGGCCCAGAAUCCAUCUACUGGCAGCUGCGGUGUGGCCCAGAAUCCAUCUACUGGCAGCUGCGGUGUGGCCCAGAAUCCAUCUACUGGCAGCUGCGGUGUGGCCCAGAAUCCAUCUACUGGCAGCUGCGGUGUGGCCCAGAAUCCAUCUACUGGCAGCUGCGGUGUGGCCCAGAAUCCAUCUACUGGCAGCUGCGGUGUGGCCCAGAAUCCAUCUACUGGCAGCUGCGGUGUGGCCCAGAAUCCAUCUACUGGCAGCUGCGGUGUGGCCCAGAAUCCAUCUACUGGCAGCUGCGGUGUGGCCCAGAAUCCAUCUACUGGCAGCUGCGGUGUGGCCCAGAAUCCAUCUACUGGCAGCUGCGGUGUGGCCCAGAAUCCAUCUACUGGCAGCUGCGGUGUGGCCCAGAAUCCAUCUACUGGCAGCUGCGGUGUGGCCCAGAAUCCAUCUACUGGCAGCUGCGGUGUGGCCCAGAAUCCAUCUACUGGCAGCUGCGGUGUGGCCCAGAAUCCAUCUACUGGCAGCUGCGGUGUGGCCCAGAAUCCAUCUACUGGCAGCUGCGGUGUGGCCCAGAAUCCAUCUACUGGCAGCUGCGGUGUGGCCCAGAAUCCAUCUACUGGCAGCUGCGGUGUGGCCCAGAAUCCAUCUACUGGCAGCUGCGGUGUGGCCCAGAAUCCAUCUACUGGCAGCUGCGGUGUGGCCCAGAAUCCAUCUACUGGCAGCUGCGGUGUGGCCCAGAAUCCAUCUACUGGCAGCUGCGGUGUGGCCCAGAAUCCAUCUACUGGCAGCUGCGGUGUGGCCCAGAAUCCAUCUACUGGCAGCUGCGGUGUGGCCCAGAAUCCAUCUACUGGCAGCUGCGGUGUGGCCCAGAAUCCAUCUACUGGCAGCUGCGGUGUGGCCCAGAAUCCAUCUACUGGCAGCUGCGGUGUGGCCCAGAAUCCAUCUACUGGCAGCUGCGGUGUGGCCCAGAAUCCAUCUACUGGCAGCUGCGGUGUGGCCCAGAAUCCAUCUACUGGCAGCUGCGGUGUGGCCCAGAAUCCAUCUACUGGCAGCUGCGGUGUGGCCCAGAAUCCAUCUACUGGCAGCUGCGGUGUGGCCCAGAAUCCAUCUACUGGCAGCUGCGGUGUGGCCCAGAAUCCAUCUACUGGCAGCUGCGGUGUGGCCCAGAAUCCAUCUACUGGCAGCUGCGGUGUGGCCCAGAAUCCAUCUACUGGCAGCUGCGGUGUGGCCCAGAAUCCAUCUACUGGCAGCUGCGGUGUGGCCCAGAAUCCAUCUACUGGCAGCUGCGGUGUGGCCCAGAAUCCAUCUACUGGCAGCUGCGGUGUGGCCCAGAAUCCAUCUACUGGCAGCUGCGGUGUGGCCCAGAAUCCAUCUACUGGCAGCUGCGGUGUGGCCCAGAAUCCAUCUACUGGCAGCUGCGGUGUGGCCCAGAAUCCAUCUACUGGCAGCUGCGGUGUGGCCCAGAAUCCAUCUACUGGCAGCUGCGGUGUGGCCCAGAAUCCAUCUACUGGCAGCUGCGGUGUGGCCCAGAAUCCAUCUACUGGCAGCUGCGGUGUGGCCCAGAAUCCAUCUACUGGCAGCUGCGGUGUGGCCCAGAAUCCAUCUACUGGCAGCUGCGGUGUGGCCCAGAAUCCAUCUACUGGCAGCUGCGGUGUGGCCCAGAAUCCAUCUACUGGCAGCUGCGGUGUGGCCCAGAAUCCAUCUACUGGCAGCUGCGGUGUGGCCCAGAAUCCAUCUACUGGCAGCUGCGGUGUGGCCCAGAAUCCAUCUACUGGCAGCUGCGGUGUGGCCCAGAAUCCAUCUACUGGCAGCUGCGGUGUGGCCCAGAAUCCAUCUACUGGCAGCUGCGGUGUGGCCCAGAAUCCAUCUACUGGCAGCUGCGGUGCGACAAGUCCCAGUUGCCAGCACCGCCUGCAGCCAACCAGGGGAAGGCAGGAGUGUCUGUGGGAGCGAUCGUCGGGGCAGUGGUUGCCGCCUGUGCUGCUGCCCUCAUUGAUGAGCAGCAAAGCAGCAGUGCAGGCGUGUCAGGAGUACCCUCUGCAGUGGUGAAGGCCACUAACGGGUGGAGCGAGGCGAAUCAUCCCCCCUUUUGCCACCCCUUCCCCUUCCUCUCUCACGAGCGUGGAGCGAGGCGAACCUGCUGGGCAGAGGAGGUGAAGAGCGAGGGAGAGGAGAAGGAGAGGCGGGUGGGGGAAAGGGAGACGCAAUCAGUGGAUAGGGAGAGGCAGGUGGGGGAUAGGGUGACGCAGGUACAGACAAGGGAGAGGGAGCUUCAGACAAGGGAGAGGGAGGGAGAGACAAUGGAAAGAGAGUUACAGACAAGAAAGGGACAUGUGGAAGACAGUGCGAGGGGGGUAGUGAAGAAAAAGAUGCAGGUGGGAGAGAGGGAGUGGGAGGUGGCGGAGAGGGAGAAGGAGAUUGGAGAGAAGGAAAGGCAAGUGGAAGAGAGUAAGGAGCAUGCAGAGGAGAGGAAGGAGCUAGAGGAGUUAAGUUCAAAGUUGAAAGAGGCGGAAUACAAGGCAGCUGAUGCAUUGGAUAUGUCUCUUUCGCUUGCCUUUCCCUCUCUUCAAAUCCGUCUCCCUCUCCCCCACCUCCCUCUCCCUCUCUUCCACCUGCAUCCUUUUCUCUACUACCCGCCUCACACUGUCUUCCACAUGUCUCUCCCUUGUCUGUAA